AGCAGUUGUAAAUAAUUCACUUCAAAAACUCCGCAACCAGUGAGAACUUCAAUAGAAUCAACGUCAAACAACAGAUUUGAAAUAUGAUGAGUUUUUUAGUGCUGUUAGUUAUAACUUAUAGUUGCGCAAGAGCAGUAAUUAUAAACGCCGCUAUAGAACCCAAAUCUACUUCCGAAGAUGAUGAUGCUUUAACGUUAAAAUGUAACAAAAAACAAUACACAUACAUGGUGACCCAGUCAGACGAAAAUGGCAAACAGUGUUGGGAUAAAAUUUCUGUUAGCGCUUGCUGGGGUCGCUGUGAUUCUAAUGAGAUUUCCGAUUGGCGAUUUCCUUUCAAGAAAUCCAACCACCCCGUGUGUGUGCACCACGGCCGUACAAAGAUGUUCGUAUCAUUAAGAUUUUGUGAUGAAGGUGUCAAAGAAGGCACUAAUUAUUAUGAAUAUUUAGAUGCUACUGAUUGUAAAUGUCAAGUUUGUUCAUCAACCGAUACAAGUUGUGAAGGAUUAAGAUACCGACCUCCAAGAUCACAAAUCGAUAGCUUAGGAUUUGCAUAAGAAAAAUUUUCACCGAU
Diorhabda carinulata is the source of this 571-nucleotide messenger RNA. It is a transcript of the gene Gpb5, whose product is annotated as thyrostimulin beta-5 subunit. The transcript has 3 exons. NCBI's taxonomy places the organism in Eukaryota, Metazoa, Arthropoda, Insecta, Coleoptera, Chrysomelidae. Gene Ontology annotation, cellular component: extracellular region; cytoplasm. Gene Ontology annotation, molecular function: hormone activity. Gene Ontology annotation, biological process: G protein-coupled receptor signaling pathway. The record is from RefSeq and is a predicted model, not a curated record. The coding region runs from base 84 to 554 and encodes 156 amino acids.